Molecule: messenger RNA, 1818 nt
Organism: Ostertagia ostertagi
Lineage: Eukaryota; Metazoa; Nematoda; Chromadorea; Rhabditida; Trichostrongylidae
Source: the annotation of a GenBank genome assembly
AUGCCAAAGAUUCUGUCAUUUUUCAGCUCGGAAAGUCCAAAAAUGAGAGGAUUGUCUAUGAAUUCGGUGAACAGUAUUCUAAUGAUUAACAACGAUCCAAUUAGUGCUGUGAUAGAUGACUUCUUACAACAGCUCUUCGGUCGGGCUCAUGAUCAGGAUCCGGAAGUCCAGAAACAACUUUGCCGAUCGCUCACCCUUUUGUUGGAUAGUCAUUUCGAGAAGUUAGCGCCUCAUCUACCCAAUGUUAUUGACUAUAUCAUUAUGAAAACUCAGGACCCGAACGAGAACAUUGCCGUCGAAGCUUGCGAGUUCUGGUUAUCUUUGGCUGAGAACUCCGACGUGUGCAAAGAGUUGCUGUCGCCUUUUCUUGGAAAACUUGUUCCAGUGCUUAUUAAAUGCAUGCGGUAUUCAGAAAGCGACAUCAUUGCGCUCAAGGGAAAUUGCGACGAGGAAGACGCCAUGAUACCUGAUCGAGAUGAAGACAUCAAGCCACGUUUCCAUAAAUCAAAAGUUGCUGCAGGACAACUCAAUGGUGAAGAUAAUGAUGACGAUGGGAGUGAUGAGACAUAUGCCGAAUGGAAUAUCCGACGGUGCUCCGCGGCUUCGCUAGAUGUACUGGCAUCAAUAUUCAAGCAGGAAUUGUUACCAAUACUUCUUCCGAUACUGAAGGAAGCGCUUUGCCAUCCAGAAUGGGAAGAUAAUGAUGACGAUGGGAGUGAUGAGACAUAUGCUGAAUGGAAUAUCCGACGGUGCUCCGCGGCUUCGCUGGAUGUACUGGCAUCAAUAUUCAAGCAGGAAUUGUUACCAAUACUUCUUCCGAUACUGAAGGAAGCGCUUUGCCAUCCAGAAUGGGAAGUGAAAGAAUCUGGAAUUCUUGCACUUGGAGCAGUUGCUGAAGGUUGUAUGAAUGGCAUCACUCCUCAUUUACAUGAACUCAUACCCUUCCUUCUGAAUAUGCUGGAUGAUAAGAAGCCACUUGUUCGAUCAAUCACGUGUUGGACUCUAUCACGGUAUUGCUCAUGGGUAGUGGAUGAGGCACGCCAGCAGUACUUUGAACCUACUCUCAAAGGUCUUCUCGUGCGAGUUCUCGAUGGCAACAAACGCGUUCAAGAAGCUGCAUGUAGUGCAUUUGCAACAGUGGAGGAGGAAGGUGGAGACUUCAUUGCACCUUAUCUUUCGGAUAUCCUGCAGACAUUAGUGCAGGCUUUUGGCAUUUAUCAGGCAAAGAAUUUACUGAUUUUGUACGAUGCUGUCGGUACUUUGGCAAAUUCUGUCGGUAAUGCUUUGAGUGAGCCCAUGUAUGUGCAAGUGCUUAUGCCCCCGCUUAUGGAAAAAUGGCAGAGGCUUGGAAACGAUGAUAAGGAGCUGUUUCCUCUCCUUGAAUGCGUAUCGUCAGUUGCAUCGGCCAUGGGUAUAGCCUUUUUACCGUACUGCGAACCAGUUUAUACAAGGUGCAUCACUCUAAUAACGCAGUCUUUACGUCAAUCUGUUGAAGCGCAGCAGCGACCCAAUGAAGUAGAAAUGCCGGACAAGGAUUAUCUCAUUGUUGCCUUGGACUUGCUGUCAGGACUGGCGGAAAGUUUGGGCGCUCAUAUUGAGCCGUUAGUUGGUCGCAAUGAAGUUCUGCAAUUGCUGUCGUUGUGUGCUGUGGAUCCAACGCCAGAAGUUCGACAGAGCAGCUUUGCAUUACUUGGCGAUUUAACAAAAGCUUGUUGGCAUCACAUUAAGCCGUACACGCAGACGUUCAUCCCCAUUUUGGCUAUGAAUUUCGACCCGUCGCACAUUUCUGUGUGCAACAAUGCCAUCUGGGCUUUUGGU